CCACAACCGAUGACGCUUCGACUCCACCUCAUGAUGCCAUUUAGCAACAGAUGAGCCGCAGCGGUACAUGCUUUCAUUUCAUGGCUGCCAGCGCCCAACAUUGCCAGCUCCUUGGUGCCCUGACGGCGUGAGAGUUAUAGAGAGUGCAGGGCACUGGGGGGUGGUGGUGGUGGUGGUGGGGGGGGGAAAGAGAGAGAAAGAAAGAGAAAGAGAGAGACUUUCGCUAUGGAGGCUCUAUGGGUGAUCCCGCUGCUGCUGCUGAUCCCGCUCCUGCUGUGGACCAGCAGCACUUUCGUUUUUUAUUUCAAGAAGUGCUUCUACGUGGGCUGGAUGAUGGUGCUGGCCCUGGUGGCGAUCCCUCUGUGCGUCCUGAAGAGCGGCGGCCGGGACGUCGAGAACAUGAGGAUUAUCCGCGUCUUGGUUCGUCACGUGAAGUACUUCCUGGGUCUUCGGUUCGACGUGAGCGGUUGGGAGCAUCUGCAGACGGAGGGACCGUACGUCAUCAUCUCCAACCACCAGAGCUCCCUGGAUGUUUUGGGCUUGAUGGAGAUCUUGCCGGACCGCUGCACCAUGAUUGCCAAGAAGGAGUUGAUCUACGCCGGCACGGUGGGUCUCAUUUGCUGGCUGGGCGGCAUCGUCUUCAUCAACCGCAAGAAGACGAGCGACGCCAAGAGUGUCAUGACUGACGCCGCCCAAACCAUGUUGGACGACCAGAUUCGUCUGUGGGUGUUCCCAGAGGGAACGCGAAACCAGAGAGGCAACCUGCUGCCCUUCAAAAAGGGGGCUUUCCACCUGGCAGUGCAGGCACAAGUACCCAUCAUACCCAUCGUUUUUUCCUCCUACAGUAACUUCUACCUACGGAAAGAAAAGCAGUUCAACUCGGGGACCAUCAGAUUGAAGAUCCUUCCAAAGAUCGACACAAAAGGGAUGACGAUGGACGACGUUUCAUCCCUCUGUGACAAAUCCUUCAACGUGAUGAGCGCUGCCUUCCUCAACGUCUCCGACUCCAAACCCCAUAGCAACGGGCCGCUGAGGCACUGAACAUAUACCAUGCUCCGCCUCCUUUUCCUCCUAUGUCGUCCCUCCCCUCCCCCCCCGUCUGAGUACCACCCCCUUCUUUCCCCGGACCUUCCCCCCCCCACCGCUCUCCCCAGGUUGUCCCGUGACCUGGUCAGGAAACAACAUGACACCGGUCUCUUGUCAUGAAAUCCCUUCUUGUCUCGUCGGCGGCUGGUCCGGUCCGCCUCUGGCCUGACCACACAGCACAGCCGGUCCCGACCCUCACUGUGUCUGCAGCAGCAGCAGCAGCAGCAGCAGCAGCAGCAGCAGCGCUGCUCUGCACGCCGUGAGCGGAGUGACGGACGGCAAGCUGAACAGUAUAGAUGUGUAUUGUUCUUCAUGCAUGCCUUUUGGAUGGGCUCGGUCCACCUUCAUUUUUGCUUUGAAAGUCUGGCUUUUUUUUUUAUUAUUAUUAUUAUUAUUAUCUUACUUUAUCAAUAUUUGUUACUAUUUCUUUCUCUCCACCUGCCUUCUGUUUUGCAGAUAAUCAUUGGCUUUUUUUUCUGUUCAUAAAUGUCAGUGGAUAUUCAUUUGUUCAUCUCAUGCUGCCUUCAUUUGAGUUUAUCUUUGGACACUCUAGCACACAGAAACACAUGCACAGACAGAUUCAAAGUACCCCAUCUCCUUUCUGCCUUUCCUUUUUUUGUGUUUGCAUUCCAGUGUCUGGCUUAAAGACAAAAGGUGCAGGCUCUCAGAGUGGUGGAGUGUGUGGAGGUGAGAGGUCGACACACGGACCUCUUAAGUUCCGUCGCUAUGAAUUCAAGUCUAUAUAUCUAUUUAGGCUCUUCAACCCAAUGACAAAUAACUCCAUGACAUACUUUAUGAUGUCAGCAAGCAAAGGAAUUCAAGAUUACAAGAUGCGGUGUGUAACAAAAGCACCCAUCUGUACUGGAUUACUGGACUCAAGUUGACUGAUCAGUUUUCAAUGUUGUGCAUUGUGGGUGUAUCAUAUGCAUUCAGUCUGUUUCUCUCCAAAAAGGUUUGAAGUAACCUGCGUGCGGCAUCGAGCAACAAGUGUCUUCUCGCUGUAUUUUGUUGAUUUCUAUUUAUUUCUACAUCAGAUAAUCUUGUUUUUUUUUAAGUGAUUUAAAAUUUUGCUCCUCAGAAAGGAACUCACAAGUGAACCUAUUUAAGAUGUGUCAAAAGGGUGAUUUUCAUAUUAUUGUGCAAUGUCCAACUGUUCUUAAGCAUUGAUGCUCCAAAGUGCAAGCUACCUGCUGUGCCAUGACAAAGUGUUUUUUGGGGAAGUUUUCAGUGAAAAGCCCAUAAUGAUCUCGCUAUGAGCUGCUUCAUCAGCCAUCAGCUGACUGAUCUCACUUCGCCAAUGAUAUAAAGGUAGCUCAUGUUGUAGAGAUGAGGGUAAAGCGUGCGUAGAUUUGUGAGAUGAUUUUAGAUCUCAAGUGUUUUUUGGCUGAUUUGUAUUUGUUCUGAUUAACUUGAAGGUUCACUAAUUACAACAAAUUGACAUUCUUAUAGUCGACAUCUCAGAAGAAUUGAAGUGUUGCCCCUGUUUUAGUUUAGUUUUAUCAAUAUGAAAGUGAAUAACCUUGUUUUAGUUGUGAUGUUCUGAUUGAGCUUUUAUUAAACCUCAUAGAAGAAUAUUAGAUUAUUUUAAAAAACCUUGUGGACAUUUUGGCCUUAAAUUUGAUUUUUUUUUUUUUGCACUUGUAUUUUUUUUGCUAGUUUUCUUUUGCUCAAUUUCUGUUUUGUAAAACGUACGGACAAUGACUACUUCUAACCGCAUAGAUCCGACUGAACUGUUUUAGUUUACAUCCAGGUCUUCAAAUUUCACAUUUCUCACUGCCUUUAUACUGUUCGCAAAAUCACUUAUUUUGACGCUUCAGCCCCUCAAACACCAUCUGAGAAUGUAUUUCAGCAUUCAGGGUAUUUGUGUACGACUAAUUGCAACUUAUCGUUGUUUAUUUUAUUUUUCUGGAUCAACGUGUGGGAUGUUGUCUUUCAUACAGUUGGCUUCACAUUUAGAAAAGCCUAUUUAUCUGACCAUUAAAUGCUAAAUUUAGACGGACACAAGCACAUUAACCUUCUGAGGAGAUCUUCUUGUGAAUGGAUUUAUCAAUACUUUGGCACACUGCUGAGCUCUCAGCUUUAACUCCAACCCUCUAUUAAUACAAAACAAAUCUAAUUCUUAUCAUUUAUUUUCUUAGUUUGAUUAUAUUAAGUUUUUAUCUGUGAGGGCCGAUUUUUACCUUUGCAGCAAGUGGUUUGAAUGUUAUAAAGUACUCUACCAAAUUUAUCUCUUCCAAAAUAUGAGCUAUACAAUAUAAAGUUUGCUAACAGAGUGUUUUACCCAUUUACUUCCUGUUCAUUUCGUUCUUAUUUUGUAAUACAAAUGUGUGAUUUGUAAGCUUUGUGUCAUGAGCUUGAACGGUUGGCGAACAGGCCUCUGCAACAACCCUGCUGGUUGAUUUCGGGCAAUUGUUUACGAACUAAGAUACUGUAAAAAUGAAAUAUACAAAGUAUUCUGAACCCUAUUAAAGCACUUUUCAUGCUGAGUAUGGGUGGAAAAAUAACAAGGACUUUAAAGUUUUCUCAGAUUUUCACCAAAGCUAUUAAAAAGUGUAAUUGGUAGUAGCUUUACAUGGAUAUGAGAAACAGAGCUGACAUCCUGCAGAGCCUAAUAUGUGUGUGGUCCCUUACUGUAUGUGUGUGUCUUCAGAUGAGCACACAUGGUAUAGACGCCCAUUAAUGGUUAAUAUUGAUGAUGUAGUGUUCUUGAAUUCACCUUUUCUGGGUAAACGUGAAUGCCUUGCAAAAGAAUAAAUAAAAAAAUCUUUUUUCUUAA
This is a messenger RNA of Anoplopoma fimbria (sablefish), 3862 nucleotides long. It is a transcript of the gene agpat2, whose product is annotated as 1-acylglycerol-3-phosphate O-acyltransferase 2 (lysophosphatidic acid acyltransferase, beta). The record is from RefSeq and is a predicted model, not a curated record. The transcript is spliced from 6 exons. Gene Ontology annotation, biological process: phosphatidic acid biosynthetic process. Gene Ontology annotation, molecular function: 1-acylglycerol-3-phosphate O-acyltransferase activity. The coding region runs from base 226 to 1041 and encodes 271 amino acids. NCBI's taxonomy places the organism in Eukaryota, Metazoa, Chordata, Actinopteri, Perciformes, Anoplopomatidae. Gene Ontology annotation, cellular component: membrane; endoplasmic reticulum.